CUGCCAGACAAAUCUAGGCAAAUCGUCAUAGCGUCCAGGAGGAGGGAUCACAGGGAGAGGGUGCUCCAAAUAUCGCACUCAUGUAGCCGGUGGUAGAUGUUGUGUAUAAGCCCUCUUUUAAUCUAGUGAACUUUUAUUCGGUUACGCUUGGAGGUCGUUUGUGAAUGUGGCCAUGAAUCCCGCUGAACAGACAGUUACGUGGCUCAUUACAUUGGGUGUCCUGGAAUCCCCGAAAAAGACCAUUUCAGACCCAGAAGGAUUUUUACAGGCAUCUCUCAAAGAUGGGGUGGUCCUUUGCAAGCUGUUGGAACGACUGCGCCCAGGGUCCGUCGAGAAAAUUUGUCAGGAACCAAGGAACGACUCCGACUGCCAGAGCAAUAUCAGAGAGUUUCUCAAAGGCUGUACUGCAUUCCGCGUGGAGACAUUUGACGUCAAUGACCUGUUUCAGGGACAGAACUUCACCAAGGUGUUAAAUUCCUUGGUGUCGUUGAAUAACGCUACUGCAGAUAUCGGGCUGCGCGGAGACUCUGUAUGUGGCCGUCACUCGUCCACCCAUCGGAUUAAGUCGUUCGAGUCGCUCUCCUCCCACGCCAACCACGGUCGCUCCUCAAGACUCCAGCACCACCAAUACCGCAGCCUGGACAUGUCUGACAGUGGUGGCCAGCACCUGGUGGUGAAGGCGCGCUUCAACUUCCAGCAGACCAAUGAGGACGAGCUGUCCUUCUGCAAGGGUGACAUCAUCCAGGUGACUCGGCAGGAGGAUGGCGGCUGGUGGGAGGGCAGCCUCAACGGCAAGAGUGGCUGGUUCCCUAGCAACUAUGUACGCGAGGUCAAAGACAAAUCAGUUUCUCCCAAGUCGGGGACCCUCAAGAGCCCCCCCAAAGCCCCGGAACCCACUGCCAUUAACAAGACCUACUAUAAUGUGGUGCUGCAGAACAUUCAGGAGACGGAGGCCGAGUACUCCAAGGAGCUGCAGACCCUGCUGUCCACUUACCUACGGCCGCUGCAGGCCUCAGAGAAGCUCAACGCUGUGGACAUGGGGCACGUCAUGGGGAACAUCGAGGACAUCUGCACCUUCCAGCAGAUUCUGGUCCAGUCGCUGGAGGAAUGCGCCAGACUUCCAGAGAGCCAGCAGAGGAUAGGGGGCUUCUUCCUGACCCAGAUGGCCCAGUUGAGGAGUCUGUAUGUGGCCUACUGCUCCAACCACCCCUCGGCUGUCAGUGUGCUCACCCAACACAGUGAGGAGCUUGGUGAGUUCAUGGAGUCCAAGGGUGCUAGCAGUCCAGGCAUCCUCACCUUGACGACGGGCCUCAGUAAGCCCUUCAUGCGACUGGACAAAUACCCCACCCUGCUGAAGGAGCUGGAGAGGCAUGUGGAGGACUACCACCCAGAUCACCUGGAUCUUCAGAAGAGCAUGACGGCCUUCAAAAGCCUCUCUACACAGUGCCAGGAGGUACGGAAGAGGAAGGAGCUGGAGCUGCAGAUUCUGACGGAGACGAUCCGCUGCUGGGAGGGGGAGGACAUUAGGACCCUGGGGAGCGUGCUCUACAUGUCCCAUGUGUCCAUCCUCAGCCCUGGCAGUGAGGAGAAGCAGGAGCGCUACCUCAUGCUGUUUCCUCAUGUUCUCCUCAUGCUCUCUGCCAGCCCCAGGAUGAGUGGCUUCAUCUACCAGGGGAAGCUGCCCCUGACAGGCACGGCCGUCACACGACUGGACGACAGCGAGCAGCUCAAAAAUGUGUUUGAAAUAUCAGGGAGUAUGAUUGACAGGAUUCAGGUGGUGUGUAGCAGCCAGCAUGAUCUGCAGGAUUGGGUGGAGCAUCUUCACAAACAGACCAAACACACAUCUGGGGGAACAACCAGCAUCAAACCACAGUCUGUGCCCUGCCACACGCUCCCCUCUCACCCUGUCACCCCAUCCAGGCAUUCCGAGAGCCGUGGGGCGCCGGGGUCCCCCGCCUACCACACCCUGCCGCACCACUCCACCCACGGCAUGCCCUACAGCACCAUGUCCUGGCGGCCACUGGAGCCGCCCAAAACACAGAAGCCCUGGAGCCUGAGCUGCCUUCGCCCAGCGCCCCCUCUACGGCCGUCGGCAGCCCUCUCCUUCAAAGACGACCUCAGCAAAAGCCCCAAGAGCGUCAGGAAACUGAGGCUGCGCAAGUCUGAACGGAAACCUUCAGAUGAGGAGUUUGGCACAAGGAAAAGUACAGCGGCACUAGAGGAAGAUGCUCAGAUCCUGAAGGUGAUCGAGGCCUACUGCACCAGUGCCAAAACACGACAAACACUUAACUCUACAUGGCAGGGGACUGAUUUGAUGCAUAAUCAUGUGCUGGUCGAAGUCGACCAGUCAGGCGUGGACUCCGUGAGUGUCCAGAGCGGUGUUUCUCGCAUGGAACCAUGCUCUGACCUUUCUGAAGACUCGGACUAUGACAGUAUAUGGACAGCCCAUAGUUACAGACUGGGCUCCAUCUCUCGGUCCAGGAAGGACUCUGGACCUCACAUGCUCUUCCCAGAAGAAGAGAAGAUCAUCGUCGAGGAGACCAAGAGCAAUGGUCAAACCGUAGUGGAGGAGAGGAGCCUGGUAGACACGGUAUAUGCUUUAAGGGACGAAGUGCAGGAGCUGAAACAGGACAAUAAGAGGAUGAAAAGAACACUGGAGGAGGAGCAGAAGGCGCGGAAGGAGCUUGAGAAGAUCGUCAGGAAAGUGUUGAAGAACGACCCCACCUGGGACGAGACCAACCUGUGAACACUUUCAAGGUUGUUGAUGAGGGAUUGUGCAGAUUCAGUCAGUACAUCUGAAGCUGUCAAACCCAUUGACUAGAGCCAUGCCAUAGCUUUAAACUGGAUGACUAGCCCAUUGACUAGAGCCAUGCCAUAGCUUUAAACUGGAUGACUAGCCCAUUGACUAGAGCCAUGCCAUAGCUUUAAACUGGAUGAGUGCUGAAGGGGCUUUUGACGAGCCUCGGAGUAAGACGUGGUGGACUUGAAACUUGUUCGUUGAGUCCGUUAAGCCAGCACCCUUCCAAAUUUACCGGACUGUGGGUCCAAUCCCAGCCCUUACAAAUGAGUUCCAUCUCAUCCUGGAUGUUUCCAAUGGAAAACUGUGCAGUACAAAACUGGAAGCUCUUCAGAUUGACUUCUUUUCCAAUUUGCUUUUUUUUUUCUGAGAUAUUGUUUUUUUUUUUAAAUUAUACCUCAAUUUUUAGGUCUUUUUAUGUUAUUUGAUUUUUGGGUUUUUACUUAUUUUUUGAUGAUUUUCUGUAAGAUUUCCCUCCCUUUGUAAUUUUAUUAUGUAUAUAUAUAUAUAUAUAUAUAUAUUAAUACACCCUUUGUAUUAUAAAUGAUGCUAAGAAAUGUGCCUUUGAAAUCAAUUUCCUAAAAUAGCUUGCAUUUCUAGCAGUUUUCUUAGCAUUUCAAGUGAUCUUGAACGCACUAUACAUUUCAAAUGGAAAAAAAAAAUGAAUGCAAAUCUACUUUUCUGACGAAAUGUCUAUAUUCUUCAACUAAUUUAUGUAUUUAAAAGAAAUAUUCUGAUGACAAGACUGUAUCAGAUGAUGGGGUGCGGCCAUCUUAUUCCUCUGGUUUACCCCUCUCUUUUCUUCCUGUGAGAGCUUCUCAUUGGCUAUCUCUUCCAUAUUCUUCUCCUGCGAGGCACCUUCCCCCUUGAACACUACUCUUUCUUCUCCUUCAUCUCCGUUUCUCUCUAUCUCUCAUUCUCUCAUUCUCUCUCUCUCUCUCUCUGUGCUGUCCCCCUCCCUGGAGCUUGUAGCACUGUGUCUGAGGAUUAAAUCUGUAAAGAGA
Molecule: messenger RNA, 3801 nt
Organism: Alosa sapidissima (American shad)
Lineage: Eukaryota; Metazoa; Chordata; Actinopteri; Clupeiformes; Clupeidae
Gene: arhgef7b
Product: Rho guanine nucleotide exchange factor (GEF) 7b
Exons: 22
Coding region: 173-2746 (857 amino acids)
Molecular function (GO): guanyl-nucleotide exchange factor activity; protein binding
Source: RefSeq, a predicted model, not a curated record